Molecule: messenger RNA, 909 nt
Organism: Drosophila sechellia
Lineage: Eukaryota; Metazoa; Arthropoda; Insecta; Diptera; Drosophilidae
Source: RefSeq, a predicted model, not a curated record
GAUUCCCAUUCCGGACGGAGCUAGGCCCGAAAAGCGGAAAAGCGGCGGAAUGCCGUGCCAGGACAUCAAUGUCGGUGGCUCUGGCGUGCUAUUUGAAUUGAACAAGUGUCAGCGUCGAGGGGAAACAGCGUCGAAGCUGACGCUCCAUGGUGCUCCAAUAAAACUACCGAUGCCCCUCCACCCCCCCGCCAUCGUUUCUCAGACGUUGUUGUACAGGUUUUGCAUGUCCUGCCAGUCCGACGCUCUCAAAACUCAAAAUAUUAACACUUUAACGCCAAGUUUUUUAUCUGGCUGCCGGAAACAGACAGCACAAACGCACACAAACAUAGCUGCUGAAACACAAAUACUAUGCAGCUCUUUUGGCCGCGACGGCGGCGUCGGCAAAACGCCAUGUUGGAUUAUUCAACUCGACGCCAUUUCGCGUCACAAUGCGCGCUAUGCGCCGCCAUCAUUGCAACCGACAGCGAACGGCACACGGCAGUGGCAACAACUAAAACGGGACCUGCUGCAGCAACAACAACAAGAACGGCAACUGGAACAGCAGGACUACGGACUAAGGACCACGGCGGCCCACACGGCGGAUGAAGUUGCAAUUCAAAGUCAUAAACACGUGGAGCGUGGGCGCAAAGUCUCAGCUAAGCCGGCAUAGAGAGAGAGUGCUGGGAAAUGGGAGCGCGAAAGCGUCGGAAAAGCCGGGGAAAAGCGGGAAAAUCCGCGAUGCCGGUGGUGAGGCAAACGGUAGCGGUAGCGGUAGCUCCACUUCCUGCCCCGAGAUUCCUAGUUCGCAGUUGCCUUCCACCAUUCGUUUUUAUUUCCAAACCAUUUUGUUGUCUAUGCAACAUGACAGACAGAGGGUACCAAAGGAGUAUUAAUUCCACUCCAUUUGGCCGCAAAACUGCUAUUGGGUAU